Messenger RNA from Ceutorhynchus assimilis (cabbage seed weevil), 2600 nucleotides. The record is from the annotation of a GenBank genome assembly. NCBI's taxonomy places the organism in Eukaryota, Metazoa, Arthropoda, Insecta, Coleoptera, Curculionidae.
AAAGGGGUAAAUUCAACCCCCAAAAUUGAAAAAAAAAAUCUAACUUCUAUGAAAAUUUUUAUUACACCACCAAACUUGGGAAACAUUGGUUGGGAUAUUCUAUUCAACAUAUCCAAAGAUGAAGGGUCCAGGGCGGGGAUGAAGGGGGUAAAUUCAACCCUCAAAAUCGAGAAAAGAGUCUAACUUCUAUAAAAAAAAUUUAUUACACCACCAAACUCGGUGGAAACAUUGGUUGGGCUAUUCUAUUUAACAUAUCCAAAGAUGAAGUGUCCACGGCGGGGAUGAAGGAGGUAAAUUCAACCAUCAAAAUUGAGAAAAAUGUCUAAAUUCUAUAAACAUUUCCGUUACAACACUAAACUCGGUGGAAAAAUUAUUUGGGAUAUUCUAUUUAACAUAUCUAAAGAUGAAGUGUCCAGCAAUUUAUCGGAUUUAUCAGAAUUUCAAGAAACUAUUGAAGAUAGUCAAGAUAGACCUACUGUAAACUUAAAUAAUUCGAGCAAUUUAUGGGAUUUAUCAAAAAUUCAAGAAACUAUUGAAGAUGAACCCUCUGUAAACUUAGAUAAUUCGAGUUAUGUAGGAGCUGACGCAAUUGGUGGAAAAAGAAUAUUUGAUGUUGCCCAUCUUUUUCGCCAAAUUCUAAAUUCAGAGAGACACGCACUGUAUGAUUGCACUUUAGCUGAUAUGAAACUAGUUCGAGAAAUAAGACAUGGUCUACACAGUACAUUUAUCCUCGAGUGCAAAAUGUGUUUAUGUAUUAGGCAAAUCACUACUGUUGAAAAGUCUGAUACAAUAAACUCGAAUUCAGCUAUGGUAUUGGGUGCCAUUUCAACUGGGAUAGGAUAUUCGCAAAUAAAUGAGCUUGCAGCUUCUCUCAAUAUGCCUUUUAUGACAUCAAAAACCUUUAAUCGUUAUCAUGAAUCUGUAGGCGGAUAUAUCAGAGAAUCACUAUGUACAUGCAUGGAAAAUGCCGCAGCCAAAGAAGCUGAGUUAGCUCUAGAAGAAGGCGACGUAGAUGAGAACGGUAUUCCAUGUAUCACAGUCGUUACUGAUGGCGCUUGGGCUAAACGCUCUUACAAUGUAAAUUAUGAUUCUAUGUCUGGUGUGGUUUCUAUUUUAGACAAAAACCGAAGCAAUAAAAAUAUAGCAGUUCCUAUGGCUAUACGAAAAGAAAUUUUUAGCAAAUUUAUGCGACUAAGAACAGCGAUUACAAAGGCCACUGCAUAUCGAAUCUCAGAAAAUAAUACUAUUGAUGAAAAAAUAAAUUUAUUGAGAGGAGAUAUAAGUAAUUCUCCUAGUCACGUAUUUGGUGAACAUGCUAAAUGCAAAGAAUUAAAUUACUUCAAAUGUAAUAAUUUGAAUGAAAAAAAUUUAAUUCCUGCUAUGAAAGAAUGUGGUAUUUAUGACGACAUUAUGCUGGCUUUACAGAGAUUGCUGGAUAAUACGAGUAGCCUUAUAUUGAACAUGGAUAACAAUUUGGCAGAACAUUACAACAGUGUGACGUCAAAAGCUGAAGAUUUUCUUAAUAAUCUUAAGAAAACUGCAGAGGAGAUCCACUGCAUAGAAAGAAACACGAUCGGGCAGUCAGCCAACCCCUGCUGGAUCCAAGAAAGGGCGGUUAGGAUAACAGCUUCAAAUUUUGGUAAAAUUUGCAAGAUGUUUCCACAAACAUCAAGAGCAACCACAGUGAAAACUUUGCUAUAUGGAAACUUUCAUGGUAAUACAACCACAAGAUACGGCAACGAUAGUGAAGCACGCGCUAUUGCUGAAUUUGAAGACAAAUAUAAAGUCAAAAUUUCUCAAUGUAGAUUGUUUAUAGAUAAGAAAAAUUAUUAUUUAGGGGCUAGUCCGGAUGGAUUAAUUGGUGAUACCCAAUUAAUGGAAAUAAAAUGUCCAUAUUCCAUCUGUAAUAUGAAUCCAGCGGAAGCCAUCAAAGAAAAAAAAUUAGCAUUUGCUGAAUUCGUGGAUAAUGAAUUUCACUUGAAACGGAAUCAUAACUAUUACUACCAAAUCCAGGGCCAACUGGCAAUAGCUGAUAAGCAGAUGUGUUAUUUUGUAGUUUGGAGUCCUCAUGGGAUGGUAGUAGAAGAGAUUUUUCGAGACUUGCAAUUCUGGAAUGAAAAAUGUAUUCCUAAAUUGAAAUCCUUUUAUGAAAAUUUUGUUUUGCCAGAAUUGAUAGACCCCCUUUAUCCAAAAGACCUGCCGAUAUGAGACGAAAUUGUGUUCCGAGAUGCUCUUCUUAUUGACACCAUAUAACGGGGAUAGUUACCAAACUCAUCCAAUGCAAAGCAUUUUUUUACAGACGUCAAAAAAUGACAACAUUUUCACACUCAUUUCUGUGCGAAAAAUCCCACAAUGGUUUUAUUGGAAAUUGAACGACAAAGUUUAUUGAUGAACUAGCGUAUACCCAGGGUGCGCUACUACCCUAAAAAAAGAAUUGCAUUUUGUUAAUUUUUUUAUAAUUUUUUUCAUUUACCAAAUAAAUUCUCCGCCCUUGGUUAUUCUAUAAUUUGAAGAUGGCUACGGUGCGCCAAUGAACUUUUGCAUGAAUAUUUUGAGACAGAGCCAGCCGAGCAUCGCGGAGUCUCUGGCGAAGUGGCCGG